AUGAAGCUGCUGCAGCUUUUGCUCUCGCUGUGGGCGAUCCUUUUCGCCCCGAUUCGGGCGACGACCGAUGGGUUGACGGACUUGGUUACAUGGGACUCUCACAGUCUGACCAUCAAUGGAAAUCGUUUGUUCGUUUACUCGGGGGAGUUCCACUAUCCCAGAUUGCCGGUUCCGGAGAUGUGGUUUGAUGUCUUUCAGAAGAUGCGCGCGCAUGGGUUGAAUGCUGCGAGUGUGUACUUCUUCUGGGACUAUCAUUCCCCGAUCAAUGGGACAUACGACUUCGAGACUGGCGCACACAACAUCCAGCGCUUGUUCGACUACGCCCAGGAGGCUGGAAUCUAUAUCAUUGCACGCCCUGGACCAUACUGCAAUGCCGAAUUCAAUGCAGGUGGUCUUGCUCUCUACCUAAGCGACGGAAGCGGUGGCACGUUACGAGCGAACGACGCGACAUACCACGACGCAUGGACGCCGUGGGUGGAGCGCAUCGGCGAGAUCAUCGCAGCCAACUCCAUCACCAAGGGCGGCCCAGUCAUCCUCAACCAGAUCGAGAAUGAGUUGCAGGAAACCGUCCACUCAGCAACCAACACCUUGGUCGAGUACAUGGAGCAACUGGAAACGGCCUUCCGAGCCAGCGGUGUCGACGUGCCCUUCAGCAGCAAUGAGAAGGGAGAGCGAGAGCAGAGUUGGUCCACCGACUAUGAGGAUGUCGGCGGCGCGGUGAAUGUUUAUGGAUUGGACUCUUAUCCUGGAGGAACCAGCUGCACGAACCCUGCGACGGGGUUCACAGUACUCCGGAACUACUUCCAGUGGUUUCAAGACACCAGCUACACCCAGCCAGAAUACUUUCCUGAGUUUGAAGGGGGUUGGUACUCGCCUUGGGGCGCUGAUGCGUUCUAUGACCAGUGCACGAGCGAGCUCAGCCCGCAGUUUGCGGAUCUGUACUACAAAAACAACAUUGGUCAGCUUAUCAGCGUGCAGAACCUGUAUAUGCUGUAUGGAGGGACGAACUGGGGUCAUCUUGCAGCACCGGUGGUUUAUACAUCCUACGACUAUAGCGCUCCCCUGAGUGAGACGCGGCAGAUUCGAGACAAACUGAGCCAGACGAAGCUCAUCGGUCUGUAUACGCGAGUGUCCACUGAUCUGCUCGGUGUGGAGAUGGAGGGAAACGGAACCUUAUACACAUCGACCACGUCCGCGUAUACCUGGGUGCUCCGAAAUCCCAACACAACCGCCGGCUUCUAUGUUGUUCAGCAGGACACCACCUCCUCGCAGACCUCCAUCACAUUCUCGUUGAAUGUGACCACCUCAAUAGGCGCAUUCACACUGCCCAAUAUCAACCUGGACGGUCGUCAAAGCAAGAUCAUCUCCACGGAUUACUCCCUCGGCCACAGCACGAUCCUCUACACAUCAACCGACAUCGCGACGUAUGGGACAUUCGGCGAUACCGAUGUUGUCGUGCUCUACUCGCGCGUGGGACAAAGCGCGACCUUCGCAUUCAAGAAUGCCACCGGUCUGACCUUCGAAGAGUACGGAGUCGGUGUGGGCCUGACCAGCAGCGCGGGAAACCGGACUGUGACCUCGUAUACCUACACCCAAACAAGCGGCACCAGUGUUGUCAGAUUCUCCAACGGAGCGAUCUUUUACCUCCUGGACACUAACACCGCGUUCCGCUUCUGGGCGCCCCCUACUACCACGGACCCCUAUGUAACGGCGGAGCAGCAAAUCUUCGUGAUCGGCCCAUACCUAGUGCGCAGCGCCAGCCUGUCAAGAGGUGUUGUCGCUCUGACCGGAGACAAUGACAAUGCCACGACGAUCGAAGUGUUUGCCGGUUCCUCUGCGAGUUCGGUGACGUGGAACGGCGAAUCCGUAUCGGUGACCAAGACAGCCUACGGCAGUCUUGUCGGAUCGAUCGGCGGGGCGGACAGCAGCUCCAUUGAGCUUCCUACCUUGACCGGAUGGAAAGUCCGCGACUCGCUGCCGGAGCUGCAAUCCUCCUACGACGACUCCAAAUGGACAGUCUGUAACAAGACGACCACCCUAAGUCCGGUCAAGCCGUCAACCCUCCCGGUCCUGUUCGCGUCGGACUAUGGUUACUAUACCGGGAUCAAAGUCUAUCGCGGUCGGUUUGAUGGAGCCAAUGUCACUGGUGCGAGCUUGACCGCACAAGGAGGCGUGGCAUUCGGGUGGAAUGUUUGGCUGAACGGCGAUCUUGUCGCUUCGUUUCCGGGAGACGCUUCCGAUACGUCGUCUACUGCGACGCUAGACUUUUCCAACCAGACGCUCGAAGAGACGGACAACCUGCUCACAGUCUUAAUCGACUAUACCGGCCACGACGAAACAUCAACCAGUUACGGUGUGGAGAACCCUCGGGGCCUCCUCGGGGCAUCGCUCACCGGCGGCACUUUCACAAGCUGGAAGAUCCAGGGCAACGCGGGAGGAGCAGCGGGCGCAUACGAGCUCGACCCCGUCCGCGCACCCAUGAACGAAGGCGGCCUGCUCGCGGAGCGUCAAGGCUGGCAUCUCCCAGGAUACGAGGCCGAGUUAUCGGAGGGCUGGACAGACGGAUCUCCACUUGAUGGAUUGAACAAGUCCGGAGUCGUCUUCUACCUCACAAACUUUACCCUCGACAUCCCGGAAGAUUAUGACGUCCCCGUGGGCAUCAAAUUCACAUCCCCAGCGACCGUCCAACCCGUGCGCAUCCAGCUGUUCGUGAACGGCUACCAGUACGGCAAAUACGUGCCUUAUCUUGGACCGCAGACCACGUUCCCUGUCCCACCAGGUAUUAUCAACAACCGUGAUACGAACACCAUCGGACUGAGUCUGUGGGCGCAGACGGACGAGGGGGCGUAUGUGGAGGAUAUCGCGCUGGUUAGCUAUGGGGCGUAUGUGAGUGGGUUUGAUGCGGGGAAUGGAACCGGAUUCGGGCUUGAUGGUGCGGCGCUGGGGUAUCAGCCGGAGUGGACGGAGGCGCGGUUGCAAUAUACCUGAUCGUGA
Molecule: messenger RNA, 2994 nt
Organism: Aspergillus heteromorphus CBS 117.55
Lineage: Eukaryota; Fungi; Ascomycota; Eurotiomycetes; Eurotiales; Aspergillaceae
Product: glycoside hydrolase family 35 protein
Exons: 7
Coding region: 1-2988 (995 amino acids)
Biological process (GO): carbohydrate metabolic process
Cellular component (GO): vacuole
Molecular function (GO): beta-galactosidase activity
Source: RefSeq, a predicted model, not a curated record